GAACUCGGAGCUCUUCACGCUGACAUACGGCGCUCUGGUCACCCAGCUGUGCAAGGACUAUGAGAGUGAUGAGGACGUCAACAAGCAGCUUGACAAAAUGGGUUACAACAUAGGUGUUCGGCUAAUAGAAGACUUCCUGGCCCGGUCCAAUGUCGGAAGAUGCCACGAUUUCCGUGAAACUGCAGAUGUUAUUGCAAAGAUAGCAUUUAAAAUGUACCUGGGCAUCACUCCGAGCAUCACCAACUGGAGUCCUGGAGGCGAUGAGUUCUCCCUGAUCUUGGAAAAUAACCCCUUGGUGGACUUCGUUGAGCUCCCAGACAACCACUCAUCUCUCAUCUAUUCCAACCUGUUGUGUGGAGUGCUGCGAGGUGCUCUGGAAAUGGUUCAGAUGGCCGUAGAUGUAAAAUUUGUCCAGGACACACUGAAGGGUGACAGCGUCACAGAAAUAAGAAUGAAGUUCAUCAGGCGGAUUGAAGACAAUCUUCCAGCUGGUGAAGAGUGAUUCGCAACCCAGUCUCCCUUUGGGACUGGAGGGGACCAGCUGGUUUUGGCCAUUAGCUUUCAUCACAGAUCUGUAGGGAUCUAGUGCCCCUGUACAUUCAGACUGACUCACUGACUAUCUAAGAUGUUGUUAUAUUCUUCUACCGUUAACUUCCAUCUUCUGUAGAAGACGAUUGUCUGGUUGCUGUUUAUUUCAUAGGUUCAUUCUGAAGCUUUUUCAUAAGGUGAUGUCUUUUUCGUAUUCCCCUGGGGACUGUUUCUACGCUCAGUUUCUAAUUGUGACGUUUGGUUCUGUGAGAACUACUGCUCAAACUCUAGAAGAGCUCCAGUCUGUUCAAACCUGAAUCCAUGUUCUAUUACUAGAAUUGGAGACCAAGCUCUGAGAGCCCACUGAUUUAUUGUUAAAUGCUGUCCUUAAAAAGAAGUGUUUAAAAUUCAUUCAGAGAUAAGUAUUUCUGUAGACCAAACUGGCUUCCUGCAUUUGAUUCUGAAGUUACUAGUAAAAUGCAAGCUUGAUACAAAGGGGUGAUUUGGGAGAGCUCCUUUUGUCGGAGAGCAGUGGCAUCACACAGCAUCGGCAGAUUCAGGAG
This is a messenger RNA of Phaethon lepturus (White-tailed tropicbird), 1091 nucleotides long. It is a transcript of the gene TRAPPC3, whose product is annotated as trafficking protein particle complex 3. Gene Ontology annotation, cellular component: cytosol; TRAPP complex; cis-Golgi network membrane. Gene Ontology annotation, biological process: intra-Golgi vesicle-mediated transport; endoplasmic reticulum to Golgi vesicle-mediated transport. The coding region runs from base 98 to 502 and encodes 134 amino acids. The transcript has 5 exons. Lineage: Eukaryota; Metazoa; Chordata; Aves; Phaethontiformes; Phaethontidae. The record is from RefSeq and is a predicted model, not a curated record.